AUGUCUGCUCAACGAGCCAUCGCAAAGGUCGUUCGUGCCAUCGAACAGGCUGAGGGCGCCGGAGCGCGAGUUAGACGGUCAAUUGGCACGCGAUCGCAGCGCAACUUCAGCCCCUUCCUCAUGCUCGAUCACUUUUCUACAACUGCCGGUUUCCCUGACCACCCUCACCGUGGUCAAGAGACAAUCACAUAUCUCCUCGACGGAGUCGUCGACCACGAAGACUUCGCAGGCAACGCCGGCACCCUCUACUCCGGCGACCUCCAGUUCAUGACCGCCGGCCGCGGCAUCAUCCACGCCGAGAUGCCCCGCAAGCACGACGACGGCAGGCCCAACGUCGGCCUCCAGCUCUGGGUCGACCUCCCCAAGGAGCUCAAGUACUGCGAGCCCCGCUACCGCGACCUCCGCGCCGCCGAGAUCCCCUCCGUCACCGUCGACGACGGCCGCGCCACCAUCAAGGUCAUCUCCGGCCAGAGCCACGGCGUCGACUCCGUCAAGGAGCUCGCCUACACCCCCGUCUGGCUGCUCGACUUCCUUCUAAGGCCCGGCGCAAAGGUCACCCAGGCCCUCCCCAAGGGGUGGAACGCCUUCGCCUACAUUCUCGACGGCAACGUCGUCGUUGGCGAGGGAGCCCAGGCUAAGAAGGCGGAGCAGUACGACAACGUCUUCUUCGAGCAGGAAGGCGAUGUAAUUCACCUGUCAACUGAAGCAAGCGCCACAAAGGAGGCCCGAGUCUUCGUCAUCGCUGGCACUCCUCUCGACCAGCCCGUCGUGCAAUAUGGCCCCUUUGUCCUCAACUCUGAGGAAGAGGUCAUGAAGACCUUUUCCGACUUCCAGAGCCACGAAAAUGGUUUCGAGCGCGCCAAGAACUGGAGGAGCAAGAUUGGCGACCGUGUGUACUAA
Molecule: messenger RNA, 900 nt
Organism: Trichoderma harzianum CBS 226.95
Lineage: Eukaryota; Fungi; Ascomycota; Sordariomycetes; Hypocreales; Hypocreaceae
Exons: 3
Coding region: 1-900 (299 amino acids)
Source: RefSeq, a predicted model, not a curated record